AUGCUCGGGGCAAGGAUCCAGCAAGCAGAAGCCAUGCUGACUGCAAUACUGAGCUGUGCCCUGCUGCUGGCACUGCCUGCCAUGGAGGGGGCCCAGAUGAGCUUGGCAGCCUUGGAGGGCAUCAGAAGGCCUGACGAGGCCCUGUUCUCAGAGCUGUCAGACCUGGGCCUGAGGCCUGAGCUGAAGAGGACAGCUGCAGAACAGGCAGAAGAGGCUCUGCUGCAGGAGGCCAAGGACAUGGCAGAGGCGCUAGACCCAGAAGAACGGGAGCCACGCUCCCUGCGUCGCUGCGUGCGGCUGCACGAGUCCUGUCUGGGACACCAAGUACCGUGCUGUGACCCAUGCGCCACGUGCUACUGCCGGUUCUUCAACGCCUUCUGCUACUGCCGCAAGCUGGGUACUGCCAUGAACCCCUGCAGCCGCACCUAA
This is a messenger RNA of Eptesicus fuscus (big brown bat), 429 nucleotides long. RefSeq names its product agouti related neuropeptide (gene AGRP). NCBI's taxonomy places the organism in Eukaryota, Metazoa, Chordata, Mammalia, Chiroptera, Vespertilionidae. Gene Ontology annotation, biological process: positive regulation of feeding behavior; hormone-mediated signaling pathway; neuropeptide signaling pathway. The record is from RefSeq and is a predicted model, not a curated record. Gene Ontology annotation, molecular function: type 1 melanocortin receptor binding; neuropeptide hormone activity. Gene Ontology annotation, cellular component: extracellular region. The transcript has 4 exons. The coding region runs from base 1 to 429 and encodes 142 amino acids.